AUGCAACUCGACAUGGCUUCGCCCAUGCUCAUCGCCCUGUUCUUCGCCUUUGCCAUGGUGGCGGCGGCGCUGCAUCCCUCGGAUGCGGCGAGGCUCCAAGUCCAACAAGCAUACAAGCCCGCGGCCGCAGGCCAAGAUGCAGCAGAAAAGGUGGCCGACCACAACCAAGCAGCCGGCGGCGUGCCACGCCCAUCGACACCUCCGGCUGGCAAUGGCAUCCCCACUGGCCUACCUCCAAACCUCCUGGCCGCCAUCCUGGGUCUGCUUUUCCCGCAGCUGGGCGGCAUUAUCGGCCUGUUGCAGCCACUGAUCCCACUCCCGCCGCUGGGGUCGUCUCCGCCUCUCCAGGGCGCCGGCAACCUGGGUGCGACUGCCAGCUUGACGUCGUUCUCCCCUCCGCCGCCGCCCCAACCACCCCAACCGGCGGAGUGCAUGACGCCGCUGGCUGGCAUGCUGCCGUGCACGGACGACCUGACCAACAUCACCGUGCUGACGUCCCCCGGCGAGUGCUGCGACGGGCUCAAGUCCAUCAUCAGGGACGCGCCCAUCUGCCACUGCCACGGCAUGAACGGCGACAUGAACCAGUUCUUGCCCAAGCCCGUCGACCCCAUCCGCAUGCUCAUCCUCCCGCUCGCCUGCGGCACCAUGCUGCCGCUCCAAACGCUCUUUGCGUGCAAUAGUGCCGCCGAUAAUGCUUCCUAUGCCAGCUGA
Miscanthus lutarioriparius is the source of this 711-nucleotide messenger RNA. The record is from the annotation of a GenBank genome assembly. NCBI's taxonomy places the organism in Eukaryota, Viridiplantae, Streptophyta, Magnoliopsida, Poales, Poaceae.